Poeciliopsis prolifica (blackstripe livebearer) is the source of this 7714-nucleotide messenger RNA. RefSeq names its product growth/differentiation factor 8-like. Gene Ontology annotation, cellular component: extracellular region. Gene Ontology annotation, molecular function: growth factor activity; cytokine activity. Lineage: Eukaryota; Metazoa; Chordata; Actinopteri; Cyprinodontiformes; Poeciliidae. The transcript has 6 exons. Gene Ontology annotation, biological process: SMAD protein signal transduction. The record is from RefSeq and is a predicted model, not a curated record. Bases 3700 to 4782 code for a protein of 360 amino acids.
AAAAAAUCAGAGAAACUGAUCAUUUUAAGUGAUCUCUGAAUUUUUUCCAGAGCUGUAUUAUAUUUGUAUUUUGCAUCACAGACCAACAUAAAAGUGAAGUGUAAGUUAUAACAUGUAAGUCUGAUCAAUUUGAUUUCUUUCAAAUAAAUCUGAAAAGUCAAAAAAAAAAAAAAAAGGGGUCCUAAAAAUCUCAAAUGUUUGUUCUAUAUUUCAAAAUGUAAUUAUUAAACCAGUGUUUUUCUGAUGAGCCAAAAACAGAACAUAGGUGACAUAUGUCCUCAGGUGUCUCUGGUUUCUGUGAAUUUGAUCAGCUUAUCUCAGGUAAUGGCAACAUAACAAGAGAAGAGAGCCGUCUCUGGGCUGAUCGGAGCGAUAAUCUAGUUCUGCAGGUCUCCUCUUUAAGUCUUUAUGGGCCGAUUCAUACAGGCUGCGCAGUUUAGCUGCAGUUGAACAGAAAGCAAGAGAAGAAAUUGAGCUUAUUGCAUCUAUUUAUGGCAUGCUAUUUGUGUAUUUAUUCAAAAAACCUUGCUGUCAGCCAGAGCCUGCUAAAUAGUUUGCAUCUGUACAGAACUAGUCAUAUUCCUUAAAUUGUAAAUAAAGUUAACUAGUCUUCAAUAAUAAAAGCAGUAAGACUAGUUAGCCUUGAAUCACUGACCUUUUUGGCAGAUGCAGCUACUUCAGUUUACAGUUUAGACUUUUUGCUUAGUUAGCUUCAAUAGUUUGUGAAAUGAAACUACUGUUUACUCAUAAUUCUAGAAAUAUUAACUCUUUAUGUGCAGAUUUAAACAACACAAAAUAACUAGCUUGCUAUUGGAUGCUAACAAAUUGGCUAGGCAGAGAUCAUUUUAAAUAUGGUUAAUUUGUGACCUUAAAGUGUUUCAUAGUGAAGCAGUAGGGUUCAUUUAUCUGUUAAGAUUGUGGGAAAUGAUUUUAUAUUAAAAUUAUUAGAAAAAUAGAAUAUGAAGGAUAUAAAUAUAGUGUUGAUACAAAUUUUCCCACAUAAAUGCAGUGAAAUUUUAGCAACCACAGCUUCCCUAUUUAACUGUACAUUAAGACUUCCUUUUUCUUUUUCUUUUGUACAGUGUAGUAAUUUAGCCAGCUUGACAUAUCUGUAGAUUUAUUUGGUUUCAGUGAUGAAUUAACAAAAUUAACGGGAUUUUUUCACUCUGUUCCCUGAAGGUGAAUGAAAAAUCGGUGUAAUUUCCUGAUUUCCUGUCAGUGAGCUGAUUGGUUCAUAUAUUCCUUUAUGUUUUCUGAUUGUUACUGCAGUCUGCCUUCCUGUUUACAGAGAUUUUUGAAUCUCCCCCCGAUGCACGUUUCUGUAUGCAUUUUAUCAAGAAAGUUAUUUGGUUUAGCUGCAGAUGGAGUUAAUGCAACAUGUUUGAGUUCAUUCUUUUUUCACAUGUAUGUUUCCCAUUGGAAGAUCUUCCUCCUUCAACAGCCAGUAAUGACUCACCGGAACAAAAAUCCAGUCUUACCAGAAAGUGCGCACUACUUUUGGGCGCAUCGUCUCUCCAGUGACAGAAGGCAGGGCCGUCGGCGGCUGUUCACAUCAUCAUCUGCACCAGAGACAGACAUGUUCAGUGGCACCUCUGAUCAGCACCCUUCAGGCUAUGACCUGGGCCCCCAACCGGGGGACAAUUCCUCUCAUGGAGGUGAUGGAGGUCAUGGUUCAGACCAUGGACAAGAUGGCCGCCGUGGAGGAGACAACAGAGAUCAUGGGGACAAGGGAAGGGGAAUGUCUGACUUAGAUCUGGAUCUUGCUUUUAACAAUGACAAUGACCGGGACCGGGACAGACACGAUGACCGGGACCGGGACAGACACGAUGACCGGGACCGGGACAGACACGAUGACCGGGGUUGUGACCGGGACCAUGACAAGGACACACACAGUCCUGAGAGACGUAGCGGCAAGCGAAGCGGCAGUCGCGAAAGGAAGCGAAGCGGCAGCGGCGACCGCAAGCACGGCCAUGAACACGGACACGGACACGGACACGGACAUGGACACGGGCACGGCCAUGGUCGUGGACGUGGACGAGGUGGACGCUGGUAGAGGAAUUAAAACAGGCUGAUCUGCUCCAACCAAAGAAGAAGAAAAAUCAGGAAAUGCUAAAUCUUCCCAGAAUGUUUUACAUUAAACCCAUUCUAACUGGAAUUAUUCAGUUUUAUUUUGUAUUCCAGCAGCUUUUAUAAAACGUAAAGAAAAUGCAUCCUGCUUUUGGUUUUAUGAAAUAAACUGAAACAUCUUUGUUUAAAUCCAGAUAUGAAGUUUUUUGGUUUUUUUGUUACAAACAUGAUGUCGGUAAUUAAACUUGAAUUAAUAGCAGAUGUUCAUCAGAACUUCAGGAUUUUAAAAAUUAAACAUAGAGAGACUUGGGUUCAUUUUACUUUAAAACAAUAAUAGUUGUGUUUGUUUUUUUUUUACGUUGUUGCCCUGCGGCUGCAGCUGCGCCUCCAGUUGGGAAUGUUUUAUCUCAGUGACGUUUGGGCGUAACGCGGCUCCUCCCCUCAGCCAGUUAUUGAACGGCCUGUCAGGUUUGAAUGAAACGUCUGAGAAAAACAUUUUUAACCAGAAUAAAUGUAACAUUUAAUAUGUAGAUAUUUGGGGCAUGUUUGCAUGCCACUUUCAUGUCAGGACAGAUUUCUAUGAGUCAGAUUUAUUUUACUCUAAAAGCAAAAAAUGUUUUGCUCAACUCUGAUUUUUGCAUUUCUACUACACUUCCCAGGAUGCAAUGGGUACUUCCUUACUAGGAGAGCACAAAAAAAGUCUCAAGAUACCAACCUUCAAAACAAAGAAGACAUUUUGGAACUUUAAGACAAUAAAGUUAGAAUAAAAGGUGCAUAAAGGAUUUCUGAAGAAACGUUAACCUGCAGUGACAGGUUGAACCAGCAGGUGGCGCAGGAGAGCUGAAAUGUGACUCCAAAAAGAUUUCUGCUCCAUUUUUCUUCCAAUAAACGUUUUUGGAAACGUUUCUGUUCUGCAGACGCUUGCAGUGGUUCCUGUUGAUAAUCGGUGGGUGUGAUAGUAAUGAGUUGCAUUUACUAGAGUAACUUUUUUAGAAAAAAAAAAAACUUUUAGGAGGAUUUUUGUUGAGCUGUAGUUUUUACUUUUAAUUGAGUAAUUUUAAUAUGAAUUAUUUCUGCUCCUACAUGAGUGAGAGUUCAGGAUUUUCUACCCACUGAAUUAAAAACAUGUUUUAAUCAAAAGUUCACCGGAUGCAGAAACACACCUGCAGUUUUUGUAAAAGUUUUAUAAGUUUUUUUUAAUUGAAAGAAACUGAUAUGGAAAUAUUUCUGCCUGAUUUUCUUACUUGUAUGAAUUAUUGUCAUUUUCAUCCUUAAAAUCUUAAACUUUCUUUUUUAUAUUUUGGUCCAUCUGGUGAUGUAAUUUUUAAAUAUUAAAUGAUUGAUAGUUUGAUCAGUAAACAUUUUACCAAAUGCUUUUUUUGAGUAAUUUCUUGAAGGUGUCUUUUUAUUUUCACUUGAUUAAAAACAUUUUAAAGUCGUGCUGCUCUUACUCUGCCCACCUCUGCAAAUGAUUCUACUCUAUAUUUUAAAAUCCCAUCACUGAAUAUUUUAAAACUCCUUCUGCCUCUUUAAAAAUCUUUAAAAAGAGGGAAAAAAAGUCCUUUGGCAGCCAAUCAUAAAGUCCCGAGUCCAGCCUCAAUCCAGAGUCACUCUGUCCUUCCUCUCUGCAGGAUGCUCCUCUUCCUCUCCCUCGCCGCCGCCGUCCUGUCUGCGGGCCGCGCCAUGGAGAUGAACCGGACCUCCAAGCUGCUGGCGGAGAGCUUGGAGCAAUGCUCGGCCUGCGACUUCCGGGAGCACAGCAAGCAGCUGCGGCUCCACAGCAUCCGCUCGCAGAUCCUCAGCAUCCUGCGGCUGGAGCAGGCGCCCAACAUCAGCCGGGACGUGAUCCGCCAGCUCAUCCCCAAGGCGCCGCCGCUGACGCAGCUGCUGGACCAGUACGACCCGCGGGCGGAGGACGAGGAGCACGCCACGACCCAGACCAUCAUCACCAUGGCCACGAAGCCCAAUCCCGUCCCUGCAGGGCAGCUUUCCUCCUGCUGCCGCUUCAGCCUCAGUCCGAAGAUCCAGCCUAAGAACAUCCUGAGCGCCCAGCUGUGGGUUCACCUGCGGCCGGCGCUCUCCGUCACCACCGUCUUCCUGCAGGUGUCGCGCCUCCGGCCGGCCAGGGAGGGAAACGGCACGCGGGUCCGUGUCCGCUCCCUGAAGGUGGACACGGAGGCCGGAGCCAGCUCCUGGCAGAGCAUCGACAUCAAGUCCCUGCUGCAGGCCUGGCUGCGGCAGCCGGAGAGCAGCUACGGCCUGGACAUCAACGCCUUCAGCAGCAGGGGAGAAGACCUGGCCGUCACAUCGGCCGAGCCUGGAGAGGAGGGACUGCAACCGUUCAUCGAAGUGAAGAUUCUGGACAGCUCCAAGCGUUCCCGGCGAGACUCCGGCCUGGACUGCGACGAGGAAUCCUCAGAGACCCGCUGCUGCCGCUACCCGCUCACCGUCGACUUCGAGGAGUUCGGCUGGGACUGGAUCAUCGCCCCCAAACGUUAUCGUGCCAACUACUGCUCAGGGGAGUGCGAGUUCCUCCACCUGCAGCAGUAUCCGCACGCACACCUGGUGAACAAGGCCAACCCGCGGGGCUCCGCAGGGCCCUGCUGCACACCCACCAAGAUGUCGCCCAUAAACAUGCUGUACUUUAACCGCAAGGAGCAGAUCAUCUACGGGAAGAUCCCGUCCAUGGUGGUGGACAACUGUGGCUGCUCAUAGAGACGAAGGUUCAUUUACUGAGAAAACAAAAUCCUGCAGAACCUGUUCAUGAACGAAGGAUCUGAAGGAACGGCGUCAUCCUGACGGCGGCCAGAAACCGUUUCCCAAACAAAACGCAGUAGAUUCAAUCAAAUAACACGGCUAGUCAGGGUCAUUAUAGCUAGAAAAAAAUAAAUAUGUUUCUGCCAAAAACUCAGAAACGUUUAGAUGAAUCUCUUGUUAACCUCUGAGCUCCAAAACUGAAACAUUUGCAAGACAAACUGAGAAAUUCUGAGAUCUCAGGGAAAAAAAGACAUGAAUGAGAUCCAGGAGUUCUAAAAGUCAAAUAAAAAUGAUUUAUAAUGAAUGUCAAAUAAAUUUGAUUUGAAAUUAUUCUCAGAAAUUUACCGUUUUCAAAUGUUGGACAUUUUCAUGCUUUCAAAAGUAAAAUAUUAUGUUCUUCUGGAUCUCAGAAAUGUUCAUGUUUUCUCUGGAACAUUUUUUAAAUUAAUCCCAAAAUUUUUUCUUGUAAGAUUUUCUUUCUUUUGGUGCUCAGAAUUUGUCAAGAGUAUUAAGGAGAUUAAUCUCAAAUUUAAAUGUUUUUGGUUUUGUUUUUUUUCCAAAUUUUGGAUACAAGUAAUUUUCAGAUUUUUUCUUGACCAUUUUUUUCUGAGAUUAACUUACACAUUUCUGAGUCUGUCCUCGUAAAUUUUAAACUUUCAGAGUUUAGAAAUCUUCGGACGUUUUUCAGAACAUUUCUGAGAUUAACUUGAUUUUUUUUUCUUGCAAAUUUUUGACUAUUUGAGUUCAGAAAUUUGUUGGCAGAAUUUAUUUUUUGUAUCUACAGUGGCCCCGAUAUGCUGUCAUAAAUAGGACUAUAAACAGAGUGGAAAUAAAUUCUAAGACUUUGAGUUAUUAAAUAUUAAAUACAUGUUAAAUAUUUUGACCGUUAUGAGACCAAACUAAGAGACUCAGGAGACUUUUAGGCACCAAACUGAAUGUUGUUAAAGCACCAAGCAGAAUGUAAAUUCUCACUGACAAGUUGUGAAUGUACCCGGCCAAAUCACUUUAUCAACUGUAGUUCUGGUUUGGGCCAGUCGGGUCCAACAAUGCUUUAUUGUUUUGUUCUGAAGUCGGAACAUGGAUCUGGGACUCCGUCUUUACCUGGGCUCUGGAAGAAAACCUGUAGGAAUCACCAGUUUGGAUCCAACGAUCUGCUAGAUUAAUCUCAGAAAUUUGGCAGAAAAACUUUUGAAAUUUAGGAGUUUCAAAAGUUAAAAGUUUGUAAGAAAAAAAGUCACAAAUUGUAUGUGUAAAUAUAUAAAAAUAGAAAGUUUUCAAGCUUACAUUUUUUCAAGAGGAAGCAAGCAAAUUCCUGAGAUUAUUUGGCAUCAAUUUUCUUUUAAUUUUUUCCCAUAUACAAUUAUCUACAAAAUAAACAUAUUUGCAGAUUUAUAAUUAGCAGAUUCCAGAGGAACUCUCUGAAAACAUGUAGAUCUAAGGAUGUUAGUAGUGCAGACAGCAAACAUUCCUGAAUAUGCAGUGAAAACUGUUAUGCUACUGCAGAAGCUGAUGUUUUUAUUACAAAGUAAAGUGGCUGAAGCACUUUACUUUGUGCUUCAGCCAAUCAGCACAAAGUAAAGUAAGUGAAACUCCUGGAUUGGCUGGUUUACAAAUACCAACCAAUAACAUUAAAUGUUGGUGUUUCACCUUCCUAAAUUUUAUUUUUAUAUAUUGCAGAUUUUCUGCAUAUAUUUUUAAUGUUCGUGAGGAAAAAUUUAAAUACUGAACAUUAAAUAUGAGGGGAAACAGUUUUUGUUUGAUAAUUAAAUAUGACUUGAUUUUCUCAGUAUUAUUUCCACAGAUGAGCAUUAAUUGUUCAUCAUGUUGUGGAGGAAAAGGGUUUGUUUUUAUUCAAAUAGAAGAUUUUAUUCUAACGUUUGUGCUGCUCACUAUAUAUAAAUAUGAAAAAUUGAGUUUAUCUCAUGUGUUGCACCUUAUUGUGAGUUCAUCAUAUCUGAGUUUGCACUUGUAAUAAACUGAAAAAUUAACUUGCAGGAUUUUUUAUGCCAAAUUCCUGUUAAAUGUAUAUAUUUAUCCUCAAUAUUUUCACCACAAAUCCUGCAGUUUUAGUUUUGUGUGACUGCAGAAGUUUGGACCUUGAAUAGAUUUGGUGUCUGAAACGAGGCUUCCUGCUGCUGCCUGUCCUGAUUUGAGCCUUGACCAGAGCAAACCCUGCAGGAAGUCCUCCUUAUUUUGAAAACAUGAACCGAAUGACACGCCACCUUUUGUCUGUUUGCUCUUUUCUCGCUGAGAUUUGUUCAGAAGAUCAUCAGAGGUGAAUAAAAUAAUAUUCCUAUAUUUGCACACAAAACUACAAGUAUUUGGCCUAAAGGUGGAAAUUCUCAUUUGUUCUAACGCUGUGAAUCAUUUUUGUUCUGUAGAGAAGUGAGCUGCGUCAAUGUAGCACAGCAGCAUCUAGUGGUGGAUCAAGAGAACUGCAGCCCAGCUUGAGGUUUUAGUCUGGAAGAAAUAUGAAAUGUUGAUGUUUUGAGUCAACCUGAAACAUUUAAUCCGUAUUUUCCGAGGUCUAAACAUGGAUCAGCGUCGGAGCGGAAACUGGGAUCCCAGUUGGAGGCGCAAUCCCAGUUUAAUUCCCAGAGCAGAUGUCCUGACUGUUGGUGUCUUCAUGGGGGUUUCUGACCCGAAAAGACUUUGUUCUGCUGAAACUCACUCAGAUUCUCAUCUCUGAUCACUUUAAACAGGUUUGGUUCUAAAAAUUACAUCCUUUUAUAAAGUUUAACAUUUUCUUUGUUUCCAAUUUAGGAUUUUAAAAUAUUUAAUAAGUUUUACAUUUCUCUUACAUCUGCACUUCAUCUCUUUUCUAUCAAACUUAGCAUUUCAAACCAGUUUCUGGAGAUAAAUUGAUAAAUAAUAAAAUAACCUUUAAUCA